Chaetomium strumarium is the source of this 1702-nucleotide messenger RNA. Its product is annotated as DNA glycosylase. The transcript has 3 exons. NCBI's taxonomy places the organism in Eukaryota, Fungi, Ascomycota, Sordariomycetes, Sordariales, Chaetomiaceae. Gene Ontology annotation, molecular function: 8-oxo-7,8-dihydroguanine DNA N-glycosylase activity; damaged DNA binding. Gene Ontology annotation, cellular component: nucleus. Gene Ontology annotation, biological process: nucleotide-excision repair; base-excision repair; base-excision repair, AP site formation. The coding region runs from base 181 to 1527 and encodes 448 amino acids. The record is from RefSeq and is a predicted model, not a curated record.
AUUGGAUGAAUCCCUCCCUCGCCUCAACUUACAGAGCACCCAGGAGCACUUACAGAAUUUGGAGUUCAAAUUCAAUCCUCAUCUUCCGGGCACCUGGAAGCCUUAGGAUAUCAAUCUUUCACGACAGUCUUCUCAUCAUAUCUCAACGUGGUUCCUUGUUCCUCCCCUUUCACUGUCGUAAUGGGAGCGCACAAUGUAUCAGACUGGCAAAAGCUGCCACUGAGUCUCAGCGAGCUCUGUAUCGAGACAACCCUUCGGUGUGGACAAUCGUUCCGAUGGCGGAAAAUCAACGAUGAGUGGCAUUGUGUGCUCCGAGGCCGUAUCAUAUCGCUCAAACAAGAUGCCUCACAUCUCCAUUACAAAGUAACAUGGCCCAACUACGCCCCUGGGCUGCUCACAUCUCCGGUCUCCAUGUCUUCCGCUUGCGCUCCCACCCUAAAGGACAACGACAGUGAUGCUGAGAAGGAUGACACCUACUCCCUUCUGCACAGCUACUUUGCCCUUUCUCACCCGUUAUCUUCCCUCUACACGCAAUGGGCUGCUUCCGACACCAACUUUGCCCGCCGUGCCCCGGCAUUCACCGGCAUCCGAAUCCUUAACCAAGAUGCCUGGGAGGCCUUGGUUGCCUUCAUCUGCAGCAGUAACAACAACAUUUCACGCAUCAGCCAGAUGGUCCAGAAGCUAUGCAUCCAUUACGGUCCGUACAUUGGGACCAUUGAAGGGGAACCCUUCCAUGACUUUCCAGGACCGGAAGCCUUAUUAGGGAGCCAUGUUGAAAGUCACCUUCGACACCUCGGCUUUGGCUAUCGCGCAAAAUACAUCGCUGAGACCGCCUGCAUUCUUUCAAAGUUCAAGCCCGCAGGAUGGCUCCUACAACUCAGAAACCCGGCUUGCCCGGCAUUCGACGUUUUAGGAGAGAAGUACGGAACGCCGGAUAUCAAAGCUGCCGCAGGACCAGCAACCUACCGCGCGGCCCACGACGCCCUUCUUGAGCUUCCCGGCGUUGGCCCCAAAGUUGCGGAUUGCGUGUGCCUAAUGGGCCUUGGCUGGGGUGAGGCUGUUCCCAUUGACACGCAUGUUUGGCAAAUUGCGCAGCGCGACUACAGCUUUGGGAAGGGGAGCAAGACCAAGACGUUGAACAAGGCAAUGUAUGAUGCAGUCGGUGACCACUUCCGCAGUUUAUGGGGGACCCAGGCUGGCUGGGCUCAAAGCGUACUUUUCACGGCGAACCUCAAGUCGUUCGCCGAGCAAGCCUCCGCAGUCAAGCCAGAGUCUGGUGUGAAAGUGACUAAGGCGGAGAGCGCUGCGAUGGUCUACGAACCAGCCUCUGCCGACCCAGAGGCAGCCUUGGUGAGAUUUGAAGAGAACCGCGAACCUGCCAUCGCGAAAACAAACAGCCGAACGAGAAAGAGGGCAGUAACCACGGCAAAGGUGUCAGUUGAAAGCAAUACCAAGGUGGCCGAAACGUCACAGGUCGAGGUAUGCACACGGAGGAGGAGCAAGAGGAUCAAGGCGGCUGCAAGCUAGAGGCAGGCGCUCAUCGCGUCGAGUUCAGCCGUGUUUCGGCAAUGUACAGUACAUGCAUCUUCUCACGUGCUUGGGCUUGCGAGCAGACCGUCCAUUGCAAAAUUCCGUGGGCAGAGGAUGGCGAUCCCUGACUCGCACCAGCAGACUGUGAAUCACGAACCCCUCCCCCCCCCCC